GAUCCGACCCACAUAGGGGAAAGUCCAAAUACGUAAAUGGGCUGACCGGGUCAACCCAAUAAGAACUGUGUUGAAAAUGGGCUGACCGCAAUUCGGCCCUAUAGAACUUGAGUCAAGUUCUCACAUGGCUGCAGAAAUGGCGUCCCGACCAAGUUCCAAUUUUGAAUCCCCAAAUACUGCACCAUUUCACGCUCCCCCACUACUCCAUGCCUACAAUCAUUUGCAGGUAAGAGCUAAGAACUACUACACUUAGCUUCAGAAUGCAGUAAUUUACCAUCAAUCCCUAGAUCUGAAACAUUUUAACCACAGUAGAGCAGAUCUCUCUUUCGCCAUUAACGCCCUAUUCAUCUGAAACGAUGAGCAAUUGAUUUGAUUGAUUGAGAAAGCGAUGGGCUCGAGCAGUAGCAAGCACAAUGCGCCUGGACAAUCACCUCCUCCUCCGCCGCCGCCGCCGCCGCCGCCGUGUGAAGCCGUUGUACGGAGGAGCCGAUCCAGAGGAAGCAGAGUUUUGAGGUCGUCGUGUCUCCGAUCUCACCGCUCUGAUUGUGAUGAACCCCAGGUUUCUAAUUCCCCAAGUGAAGAAAACAGCAAUUCCGUCUAUUCUCCAACCGAGAAUAAAUCAAGCUCUUGUCAAGUUUCAGCCGAAUGUUACAGCAAAGAUAAUGACAUAAAUUGUGUACACUGGGGCGAAUCGAGCUUCACAAAUACCGUAUCUCUACAAGCCAACACUUCUUCUAGAAACUUCUCCUCUCGAUCACUAAAUCCUCCUAGUCGCUUCAUUUCUCGUUUCACUUUCAAUCCGGGAAAUUUAAGCUUCCGUUUAACCAGAGGCAACAGCUGUCCUGCACCUUCCACUGGUUUAGCGAUCUCGAACGACGAAGAAGAAUUCGUGGGCCCCACUAAUAUUACAAGAAAUCGAAAUAACAGGCAUCAAGGUUGCGACUUUUUCCCUGCUUGCUUCACCAGUAGUAGGACUCGUCAUAAUAGAUCACAAGAUGAAAAUAUUCCGUCUAUCUCUAUUCCUGAUUUAUCCGACAAUUUUCAAGAUAAUCGAGAAUUAAAUCGUAUCGAAUCUAAUGAAAUUCAGACAAGAAAUUCAAGAAGACGUAUUGCUGCUCGAGAGCCCGUUGAAACGAAUGUCCGAUUUAGUAGAACGCUGAGUGUGGGUAGACUUCGUGACAGGGUUCUUCGAAGAAAUGCAACAGCUGUCGAUUUGGAUUUAGAUCUUUUUCAGCAAGACGGGGAACUGGGGCCCACUAGUCACCACACCCAUGAAGAAGUUCAAGCGUCAGCUGAUUAUAAUAAUAAUAAUAAUAACCUCGGUCAGCAGGUUUCUUCUGGUAAUGUCAUACCUAGUUUUUCGAACCCUUUUAAUGGUGGUCAGAAUAAUUCGUAUGAAACCCCACGAGCAAGAGAGACGAGGUAUCGUGAUCUACUCGAGCAUAGAUCGAAUUUCAUCGAGCGAAGAAGAAGAAUAAGAUCACAGGUGCGUGCGCUUCAACGACUUGGAAGCCGUUUCGAGAAUUUAUCGGGCCACGAGAGGUCUUGUAUAUUAUCUGGUCAACAUCAAGGAGGUCAAUGCACUUGUCGAAUUUCUUCUCGUGAGGCUAAUUCAAAUAAUGAUGCUAAUGCUAGGGCUAGUAUUUCGAGAAUCGUCAUGUUAGCCGAGGCUUUAUUUGAGGUAUUGGAUGAAAUUCACCAGCAAUCUGUAGUAUUACCCUCUCGACCGAGUGUUUCUUCCAUCGGAUCCGUUCCGGCACCUAGUGAAGUCGUUGACUCACUGCCGUUGAUUAUAUUUAGUAAUUUUAAAAGGAAGCCAUGUGAAGACGCUGCACAAUGUUAUAUAUGCCUCGUUGAGUAUGAGGACGGAGAUAGUAUGCGGUCACUACCUUGCCAUCACGAAUUUCAUCGAGCAUGUAUCGAUAAAUGGCUCAAAGAAGUUCACAGGGUAUGCCCCGUUUGUAGACGGGACAUCUGCCGACCAGAGUCAUUAACUACUACGAGUUGAUGGCAGAUUAUUACAAGCAAUCCUUAAUCUUUUCAAAAGACGAGCACUUUUGUUUGGCUUUGUGGAGCAACGGAAGUUACAUCUCUGCUUGAAGUUUUGAGGGCGUGCGGUGAAAAUGUGGAUUUUGAACAAACUCGGUUCAACCUAUAUUUAUUCGAAAAGUUGGUGUUUUUUUUUUCGUUCGGUGUUAUGUUUGCAGAUGAAGAUUGUGGGGAAUGUAUCUAUUUUCGGUGUUCUUGUGUAAGUAGUCGAAAAUCGAUACAAUGGAAUAGGUUACGGUCGAAUCCUAACCUACGUUACAUUCGGUGUUAUGUAAAUUGGAUGAAGAUUUACUAUUUAUUUACACACUAUAAUAUGAAGGUGUGUUUUAAUGUGUGAAUGAAUAAUUAAACUCUCUUGUUUG
Messenger RNA from Erythranthe guttata (spotted monkey flower), 2411 nucleotides. The record is from RefSeq and is a predicted model, not a curated record. NCBI's taxonomy places the organism in Eukaryota, Viridiplantae, Streptophyta, Magnoliopsida, Lamiales, Phrymaceae.